GCUAAGAUAAAUAAGUAUUUACUAUGACAUUUUACUUAUGCAGGUGGUACUGAAAGAUUCCAGUCCUGUGGAGCUGCUUCAUCACAGCUGCACAUGUGUUGCUGGAGCAGCUUUAUGCAACCACUGUGUCGCUUUGCUGUUCCAGUCAGCACAUUACUCUCAGCUGAAGGUGCCAGUGGUCCCUCCUGUGCUAAGCUGUACUGAAGGAGAACAGCAGUGGCACAAGCCCAGAACUUUGGGUGUAAAGCCAGGCCCUGUGGAUAAGAUGGCUGUGCUUUCUGCUAAACCAAAGUGUAGAGCAACCAAAGAUGGUGUAAGGAGCACACUCUACAAAGGCCUCAGUGGGGAAUUGCCUGAUCUUAGUAGGGUGACAGAGGCGUAUAAAGAUUUUUCUACAGCGGAGGCGCCGAUGAUCUGCAGCAUGAGCAUUAGCUGUGAAAUUCCCCUGGUUGACUCUGCCCUUGGCAAGGUUCAAGCCGGAAGUCCAUUGUCCUACCAACAACCAGCAACAGCAAAGAGAGAUCUGUCCUUCCAUGCUGCCCCACCACGUCCAUCUAUGCCUCUUCAGAAUUACUGCCUACAGCCAUCAAGUUGCAUGUUUGUCUGUACUGAACCACAACAGCUACACCAUAGGAGUCUGGAGGUCACCUGGGACAUGGUGCACAAAUUUUAA
Messenger RNA from Osmerus eperlanus (European smelt), 673 nucleotides. RefSeq lists its product as uncharacterized. Gene Ontology annotation, molecular function: zinc ion binding. The transcript is spliced from 4 exons. Lineage: Eukaryota; Metazoa; Chordata; Actinopteri; Osmeriformes; Osmeridae. The record is from RefSeq and is a predicted model, not a curated record. The coding region runs from base 38 to 673 and encodes 211 amino acids.